This is a messenger RNA of Ailuropoda melanoleuca (giant panda), 2546 nucleotides long. RefSeq names its product cholinergic receptor nicotinic alpha 6 subunit (gene CHRNA6). NCBI's taxonomy places the organism in Eukaryota, Metazoa, Chordata, Mammalia, Carnivora, Ursidae. Bases 68 to 1552 code for a protein of 494 amino acids. The transcript is spliced from 6 exons. Gene Ontology annotation, cellular component: postsynaptic membrane. The record is from RefSeq and is a predicted model, not a curated record. Gene Ontology annotation, molecular function: transmembrane signaling receptor activity; acetylcholine-gated monoatomic cation-selective channel activity. Gene Ontology annotation, biological process: monoatomic ion transmembrane transport.
GGCUGUCUGAUAGCUCUCUGCUUUCCACAGUCCUUCGACUAGAAAAAGAAAUCAAAGUGUUUUAAUCAUGCUGAGCAGCAAGGGCCAGGGACUCCUUCCCUUUGGUUUGUGUCUCUGGUUGUGUAUAUUCAUGCCUGGCUUGAAAGGCUCUGCAGGCUGUGCCUCUGAAGAGAGACUUUUUCACAAACUGUUUUCUCAUUAUAACCAGUUCAUCAGGCCUGUAGAAAACGUUUCUGAUCCCGUCACGGUGCAUUUUGAGGUGGCCAUCACACAGCUGGCCAAUGUGGAUGAAGUAAACCAGAUCAUGGAAACCAAUCUGUGGCUACGUCACAUCUGGAAUGAUUAUAAAUUGCGCUGGGACCCAAUGGAAUAUGAUGGCAUUGAGACUCUACGUGUUCCCGCAGAUAAGAUCUGGAAGCCUGACAUUGUUCUCUACAACAAUGCUGUUGGUGAUUUUCAAGUCGAAGGCAAGACAAAAGCUCUUCUUAAAUAUGAUGGCAUGAUAACCUGGACUCCACCAGCUAUUUUCAAGAGUUCCUGUCCUAUGGAUAUCACUUUUUUCCCUUUUGAUCACCAAAAUUGUUCCCUGAAAUUUGGUUCCUGGACAUAUGACAAAGCUGAAAUUGAUCUUCUAAUCAUUGGAUCUAAAGUGGAUAUGAAAGAUUUUUGGGAAAACAGCGAAUGGGAAAUUGUUGAUGCUUCUGGCUACAAGCAUGACAUAAAAUACAACUGUUGUGAGGAGAUAUACACAGAUAUAACCUAUUCUUUUUACAUUAGAAGAUUGCCGAUGUUUUACACCAUUAAUCUGAUCAUCCCCUGUCUCUUUAUUUCAUUUCUAACUGUGCUGGUCUUUUACCUUCCUUCUGAUUGUGGUGAAAAGGUGACCCUUUGCAUCUCAGUUCUGCUUUCUCUGACUGUGUUUUUGCUGGUAAUCACGGAAACCAUCCCGUCCACAUCUCUUGUGAUCCCACUGGUGGGUGAGUACCUCCUGUUCACCAUGAUCUUUGUCACCCUGUCCAUUGCGGUGACUGUGUUCGUGUUGAACAUACAUUAUCGCACUCCAACAACACACACCAUGCCCACGUGGGUGAAGACGGUUUUCCUCCAGCUGUUACCGCAGAUCCUGAUGAGGAGGAGGCCUCUGGACAAGAUGAGGGGGGCGAGUUCUGAUAAAAACUACAAAAGCAUAUCCAGUAGGCCCACCAGAGUCAACUUUGAUCAUUGCGGAGAGACCAAACUUCCUAAAGCAUGCUGCUGCUGUCAUACAUCAGGUGAGCUGGCCGCCAGCAAGAACAGAUUAAGUCAUCGGCCUUCACAGUGGAUGACUGACAAUUCAGAGCACUCGCCCGACGUCGAAGAUGUAAUUAAUAGUGUUCAAUUCAUAGCAGAAAACAUGAAGAACCAAAAUGAAACAAAGGAGGUGGAGGACGACUGGAAAUAUGUUGCCAUGGUGGUGGACAGGGUGUUUCUUUGGGUGUUUAUAAUUGUCUGUGUGUUUGGAACUGCGGGGCUAUUUCUACAGCCGCUGCUGGAGAACACAGGGAAGUCUUAAGGAUGUAUUUUCCUUUUAGCUUUUGAAACUUACAGAUGCUGUAUUUGUUCUAUGUUCCCGACCACCAGGAAAGGGACAUAAAGCUUUCCAUCCAAGUCCCCCAUAUACUGAAGCUGAUGGCUAGAUGGAAAGAGAGGACUUUAUUGCAACUCAGGGGGCUGAACGCCCCCCUCUGUAGCACAGAGGGUACUUGAAGAUGUUUUAUAGCCCUGGAGCAGAGUGGGCAGCACCCACAGGCUUCUCCUCUCUGUACUUGUUCCACUUCCAGGGACACGAAUGACCCAUAAUACAGUGAACCAUGUAAUCAGCAUCAAGCCACGCUAGAAUGGGGUACCCUUAUCCCUCCAGUUUCCACUGCUUAUCAUCCAGACGUGAAACUCCAGCUCAUAGCUUGCCGGCACCUUGGUGCUUGGAACUAUUACACGCUCGCUUCCUCAGGCAUGCCUCUGGGAUGGGCUCCGACACGUCAACAUUAUUUGAUAUGUUAAUUGGCAAAAAGUAAUAGCAGGUCAUCCGUGUCUAUCUCAGCAGGCUGCACCUAAUUAACAUUCAUCUGGCAAGAAACUCGAGUGGUAACCCAGCACUGUGCUAGGCAUGGCGAGGGCAACAGAAAUAGGUCCUGUCCCCAAGUGCUUGCAGCUUUUUAGGAAAAGCCAUAAACACAAAGAUGUCCAGGACCAGGUGGCGCGUGGGGAAUGUGGCUGGAGCAGCGGAGUGGGAGAGCGUGAUGUGGUGUGGCCACGCAGACAUGGAGCAGCCUCUGCUGCCGGUCCGAGACGGUAGCGUUUCCAUUUGUUCGAUGCAACCGAGACAGCAAAUAAAGUUAUUCUGCAAGAAAUUGUGAUCUGGUACCUCUUGGAGCAAUACCUUUCCUGAGAGGGAGCACUUGGGGAAUUCUGUUUCAUUCCACCCUCAUUUAUCUUCAUAUUUGUUGUAUAAAUAUUAUUGUAACUUAAAAAUGUAUUUCAAAGCAGAAAAAAAUAAAUCUACUUAA